AAAUUGCACGCCGGCCCGCUUGGUAGUAUAAUAAUAUCUCAAUAAAGAAGAAUUUUUAUCGAAGUGGGAGCUUAAAAUGUCGACGGGAAGUGGUCGGAGCUGACUUCUGGAUAAUCGGCCUCAGCGUUCAUCGCCGGCGAUUGAAGAGGGAAGGCGUUGAAUGGGGGCGGCGGUGGAGGAUUUGGUGAAGCGAUUCCAUGAAUUGGAGGCGAGCCAGGCGGAGCUCCGGGAGCAUCUCGAGGUCUUGCUCGGCGAUGAAGGCGAGGCGAAACGAAAUACGAAUCGGCGAGGCCGAGCGGAGGGAAAGUACGAUAUGAUGAUGAUGACAGGAAACUUUGUCAACAAUCCGUAUCAGAGCAUUCUGCAUCAGCUCGGUCACGCGCUGCUUAUCUGCAGGCCGGUUUCCGGAGAAAUUAUCUAUUGGAAUCGAGCAGCAGAAUUUCUUUAUGGAUGGAAGAGCUAUGAAGCGCUCAACCAGAAGGUCACUGAUCUACUUGUUGAUGCAUGCGAUCAUUCUAAUUGGGAAAGCAUUAUGGAAAGAGCAUGUGGUGGAGAAACGUGGUCUGUUCAGUUUUCAUUUAGGAAGAGGUCAGACGAAUUAUUCAUGGCAAUGGUAACUGCAAACCCAUUGUAUGAGAAUGGAGUGUGUGUUGGUAUUAUUGCUGUCUCAAGCGAUGCCUCAAUGCUAAACAAUGCAAAACCAGAUAGACCAAAAUCACAUUUUGAUGAAGCUCUGAGAGAGCCAACAGAGCCCAAUUUGAAGUUUAAUAGAGUACAGUGGUCUCCACAACCUCAAAUUACAUCAUCUGUCUCAAAUCUGGCUGGGAAAUUUCUUGCAAAGCUGAACAUCCGAAUAAAUGGUAGUCAGACAUCAGAAUUGGAGAGAGAUGCAGAAACUAACUCGGCAUAUGUUUUAGGUGAUGGUUCAUUACAAAAUGAUCAACAUGCAGAAAUUUCACGACCCAGUGAAAUUGACGCAAAAUGUUGCGCUCCAUGCAAUCAAGGGAAAUAUUGUCCUAAGAAAGAAACAGUUAUGGUUGCUUACAGAAAUGGGAGUACAAGUCUUGAACAAUGUUUCAUAACUAAUAUGGAGAAUAGUGAUAUGCUGCAAAAUGGAGAGAACUUGCUGGAAGCUUCACCAGAACAAGCAAAAAUAUCAAAGAAGAAUUCAUCACCAAAGAUGGAAGAUUGUCAGCAUUCAAAAUCAGUUUCUGCUUUAGAAAAUAUUGCUAGUAGCCAAUCAGAUUCAUCAACUGUUGAUGAAAUAGAACCAAACUUGGUUGCAGACUCUGAAAUCCGUUGGGAAGACCUUGUGCUGGGGGAGGAAAUUGGACAAGGCACAUUUGGUGUCGUUUAUCAUGGACAUUGGAUUGGUUCAGAUGUUGCAAUAAAAGUGUAUGCAAGAAUGGAUUAUCAGGAAAGUGCUCUGCUGGACUACAAAAUGGAGAUUGCUAUCAUGAAGAAGCUAAGACACCCAAAUGUUUUGCUUUUCAUGGGAGCUGUGUAUUCUCUUGAGCGUCUUGCUAUUGUAACUGAAUACCUUCCUAGAGGCAGCCUCUUCAAAACGCUGCACAAAAACAAGCAUGCAUUGGACCUGAGAAGGCGUUUGCAGAUGGCGCUCGAUGUUGUCAAAGGAAUGAAUUAUUUGCAUCGAAGGAACCCACCUAUCAUACAUAGAGACCUUAAAUCCUCGAACUUACUAGUUGACAAAGCCUGGAGAGUAAAGGUUGGUGAUUUUGGCUUGUCAAGUUUAAAGAUAUCGACAGUGGUAACAACAAAAAAUGGAAUAGGAACCCCUCAGUGGAUGGCGCCUGAGGUCCUCCGCGGUGAAUACUCAAGUGAGAAGUCGGAUGUUUUUAGCUUUGGAGUUAUCUUAUGGGAACUUAUGACAGAGUCCAUUCCUUGGAGAAAUCUCAACUCCAUGCAAGUGGUCGGAGUGGUAGGCUUCAUGGAUCAACGGUUGGAUAUACCGGAAGGACUUGAUCCUAUGAUUGCAUCCAUCAUCACUGAUUGUUGGGCAAGCGAUCCAUUGCAGCGGCCAUCCUUCCAGGAUCUCGUGGGGAGGUUGUCAAACAACUUGAGGGAAAUGGCGCUACCGCCUCCCGCCCGGAGAUUGAAGCAUCCACCACGUACAUCCCUGCCAGUUUCCUGAGGCUCUUGUGAUUAUUCAUGGACCCUUGGUGUGGUUUUUUGCUUUUAUUCAGGGGGGAAGAAAAGAUGCACCAGGUGCCCCUCAUAAAAAUGUAGGACAUUAUUGUAACAUAUCGUUACAUUUUGUGAAAAUUGCUACACUCCAGUUUUGUCUGUACAUUUUAUUUAUAUCUCUUGUAGAAAGGCCAUGUUAUUUUACGUCAAAUACUGAUAUAUAUCUUUUUUUAGGAGUUUUUACAUGCAUAUGGUACAAUUCUUAGAAUUUAAUUAUCUAACAUAUACAUUUUAGGGGGAUUUACAUAGAUGUGUGAUAAUAGCAUCAACUCAACACUACCCAAAACAAAAACGAGGUUCUGCUAUCCUUCCCAAUUCGAUACAAAACAAUCCAGG
Messenger RNA from Phalaenopsis equestris, 2541 nucleotides. Its product is annotated as serine/threonine-protein kinase EDR1. The transcript has 15 exons. Bases 161 to 2152 code for a protein of 663 amino acids. NCBI's taxonomy places the organism in Eukaryota, Viridiplantae, Streptophyta, Magnoliopsida, Asparagales, Orchidaceae. Gene Ontology annotation, molecular function: ATP binding; protein kinase activity. Gene Ontology annotation, biological process: protein phosphorylation. The record is from RefSeq and is a predicted model, not a curated record.